GCAUAUAGAACUCUGCGCUCGAUUGGUAGAGCCUGGACAAGAUGUCUGCGCCCUUGUGAGAGCUGCCGGUGACAGGCGAGUUGGUCGGAAUGUUGGCGCUGAGGAGAGCGGUGUGUGAAGUCCUGGGCCGGGGUGUCCGGAGUAGCUGUGACUUAGUGUCCUCAGGAAGGCAGAUUGUCAGGAGGCAGCCAUGGAUCGCAGAGAGAGGAUGUCUGCCUGCAGCAGGCACAAGUCUUAUUCAGGUUGCCAGGACGUAUGCAAAGACAAGAGAAGGAAUUAGUAGCCAGUUGGAUGAUUUGCCACCCACAUUGCUUAAGAAGGAAUAUGAGGGAUUGCAAAAAGUUGAAGAGGUUAAUGAUGUUGUCAAAAGGCUUUUGUCAUUAGACUUGGCAAGUCAGUCCGAUAAGCUCAAAAUGAAAACCCAGCAGCUCGUGGAUAAAGUGAAAAGAAAUCCUGAGGAUAAAACAUCUAAGGAAGUCCAAAUUGCCGUUUUGACAGCCAGAAUCCAAAAUUUCAAGGAGCACAUACAACUGCACCCAAAGGACAAGGCAAACAAGAGAAGGAUGCUGAUGACAAUAGAUCGUCGAAAAAAGAUGUUAAAAACCCUGCGUUUGACUCGUUAUGAUACUUUUGAGCACGUAUGCAAAGAGUUGAAUAUUGAAUAUACCUUCCCUCCAGAGUACUACAGACGUGCAACCAAGAGAUGGCAAGCAAAGAAAGCUUUAUGCUUGAAGGUAUAUGAGGAGGUAAAGAAGCAGAAAGCUGCAGGGUUAUUACAAGAGAAGAAGCCUAGACGAUCCAGAGCCAGGACUACUCCAGUACAAGCAUGAUGGAUACUCCUCUUUUCUGCCUUUCACCUUAAGAGUUAAACAUCAUGUUACUUUCUCUUGACCUUAUACCUUCAGUCAUGUUCUACUGUGUCAAAACGUCUUCUGACCCAAAGCCGUCUGCUUCUGAAGGUAGACAUAAGGUUUGACAU
Nanorana parkeri is the source of this 979-nucleotide messenger RNA. RefSeq names its product mitochondrial ribosomal protein S15 (gene MRPS15). The transcript is spliced from 8 exons. NCBI's taxonomy places the organism in Eukaryota, Metazoa, Chordata, Amphibia, Anura, Dicroglossidae. Gene Ontology annotation, biological process: translation. Gene Ontology annotation, molecular function: structural constituent of ribosome. Gene Ontology annotation, cellular component: ribosome. The record is from RefSeq and is a predicted model, not a curated record. Bases 90 to 830 code for a protein of 246 amino acids.